Messenger RNA from Guyanagaster necrorhizus, 885 nucleotides. Its product is annotated as cytochrome P450. The transcript is spliced from 2 exons. The record is from RefSeq and is a predicted model, not a curated record. Bases 258 to 677 code for a protein of 139 amino acids. Gene Ontology annotation, molecular function: iron ion binding; heme binding; monooxygenase activity. NCBI's taxonomy places the organism in Eukaryota, Fungi, Basidiomycota, Agaricomycetes, Agaricales, Physalacriaceae.
AGGAAAACAUCACCACUCUCUUGCAGGAGCUUUGUCAUGCGAGAGAACAUCGGCAGAAUUGGUCACAUGCCCGGCGCGAUUACGGGGAUCCACUUGAAAACCGACGAAUCUAGUACCCACCACACUGUCACCGUCAGCCAUCUGUGCACUGGAUAUCUUUUUACGCGGUCAUAAUGGCCACGCGUAAUUCCGACUAUUCGUUACCCGUGUCAGCGGCUAUAUAGCAUGUCAUCCCUGUCUUCAGCCCCUUCCAAGACAUGGCGUUCUUAUCAACAACUGAAGCUACCGUCAUUCUUAUACUGUCAGCGCUCUUCGUGGCAUUUGUCCAAUCACGAAAGAAUGGCACGCGCACGCUCCCUCCUGGGCCCUCAAAAAUUCCAUUCUUUGGAAAUUUAUUCCAAGUCCCUGUGCUAAGACCGUACCCCCAGUUCAGAGAAUGGGCUUUGAAGUACGGUCCCAUCUAUCACCUUCGACUCGGACCCCAGGAUGUCAUCGUCUUGAACACCGCCGAAGCUGCUGACGAGCUUUUUGUGAAUCGCAGCAAAUCCUUUUCCAGUCGUUCACCUCCACACGUUGCACAUGAUAUCAUGAGCGCAGGACAACGAUUGGUGUUUUUGCCUUAUGACAGGGAAUGGAAGGUACGCCGCUCCUCGCCACUUCAGUAUCUGGUCGCGUAACUUGUCCCCAAGGUCGCAAGAAAAAGUCUGCAUUCAUCCAUCGGGCCUACGGCGUCCAAGAAACUACGGCCAUCCCAGCAUCUUGAAUCAUGUGUCCUUCUGAACGACAUGCUCUCGCACGGCGACUACAGCGUCGCACAGAACCUCAAAGAAGGGUCCAACGGCGUUGUCCCCGAAGAGCACUGGUUCUCUUUGAUACGCCGAUACG